CGGUUAUAUUACUGGUUAAUUGCACCACACCAGCAAAAUUAUCGGUUUCUUAAGGCCCAAUUGACAAUCUAAACAGAACUGUACGUGUGAGCUUUCAUUCCUUUCUUACUUAAAGAACUUAUGAUUUGUGCGGUGUAUAUGCGUUGAAUUCUACGCUAACUCUUCUUGUAUUGGAGGAAAGUCAUAUGAAAACAAUUGCGUAUGUUGACACCAUAAAUUGUAAACAACUUUCAACGGCGCUGCUUUGAAUUCGAACGGCGUUGCCAAGUUAGUCAAAUCAGAUGAUUUCGUAUACUAUGUUUACUGUGGCGAAAGUAUAAGUUGUAUUUGGAAGUGAUAACUAGAUAAGAAAAAUAGUGCUCAGGAUUUGUUCCUCAUAUAUUUUCCUAAUUUGGUUGGCUAUCACUAUUAAACUUGAAUAAAAAUGAUGUCACGUACACUUAAAUGCCUGCAACUACAAUUCAAUGUUAGUACAAUUUUAGGAUCUAGUGCAAACAAAAUUACAAGUAGUGCGAGAAAGCUAUCCAAUCUUCAUCGGUCGCAGAAGCCCCAUCAACAAUUGUUGGUAAAAUUCCUACGCCCGCUUUCAAUUCAAACGCAUGCGCCUGAUACGAAAUAUGUAAGUGCGUCAGGCGAUGGGGCUCCUGACUUCAUGGCAUUAUUUCCAGAUAUUGUACGUGAACUCACCGACGAAAUAAGGAGCUUAAAAGCAGACGAGGCCGCAAGCUGGAACGAAAAGGCCUUGGAGUACAAUGCAAUAGGCGGGAAAAAGAGUCGUGCUUUUCUUGCUAUUUCAACCUACAAAAAUCUAGUCAAACCCGAAGAGCUCACGCCAGAAAAUCUUCAAUUAUUACACUAUCUGGCAUGGUGCAUUGAAAUGUUACAAUGUUUCUUCCUCAUAACUGAUGACAUUGUGGACGACAGCAUUACACGUCGUGGUCAAUUGUGCUGGCACAAAAAGAAUGAUGUUGGCAUUAUAGCUGUCAACGAUGCUAUGAUGAUUGAAAAUGGAAUAUACGCACUGCUGCGUAAACAUUUUCGCCAUUUGGAUUGUUACGUUGAUUUACUUGAACUAUUUCAUAAAAUAACUUUUAUUACAACCUCGGGACAAUCAAUGGAUAAUAUUUAUGCAAAUAAAAAAGUAACCGAUUUUAAUAUAGACAAAUACAAUGUAAUUAGUGAUACAAAAACUGGCUACUAUUCUUUCUAUUUUCCGGUAGCAGUGGCUUUCCAUUUGGCAGGUGUAAAGAACAAAGCGGUAUUUGAGGAAUCAAAAACUAUUCUUUUAGAAAUGAGUCAUUUAUUUCAAGUACAAGACGAUUUCAUCGAUUGUUUUGGUGAUUCUGAUAUAAGUGGCAAAAUCGGCACAGAUAUACAGGACAACAAAGCUUCUUGGUUGGCUGUAAUGUGUAUGCAGAAAGCUAGUCCCGCACAAAGAGAGAUAAUGGAGGAAUGCUAUGGACAAAAAGAUGCUGAAAAAGUCGCGCGUGUUAAAGAACUUUACAAAGAAUUGGAUCUUAUCAACCACUACCAUGUGUAUGAAGAGAGAAAAUACAACGAUAUUAAAAUGAAAAUUCAACAAGCGUCCAAUGGUGUACCCAAAGAUGCCUUUUUAUCUUUAUUAAACAAAUUCUAUAAACGACAAGUCAGGUCAUGGAGAAAAAUGUAUUAUAUUCUUCGAAAAUGGCGGCAAAUACAACCAGCUUUUGUAAACGCAGUCACUGUGGAGAGUAACAUUAGCAACAUUAGCAACAAUAACAACAAAUCGUACUGUUUUCCUUCCACGUCACAUCGCUAUGCAUCAAAUCACUCCGGAACUAAAGUUACUAAACCAUCACCUACUCGGGAGGCGCCCCUAAACUACAUCGGAAAUAAAAUAAGCCGAUCACCAGCAUUGGAACAAAAUUUUGGAUUAAUUUCUAGACGAUUGAUGUCAAAAGAUGAAAUACGAGAUUUCGAUGCCGUAUUGCCAGAUGUUGUGCGCGGCCUUGGCUCUAUAGCUGAACGAUACAACAGCAAAGAAGCGGGGCAACGGUUCAGGAAGUGUCUGCAGUAUAAUUUAUCACUUACAAAUUACAAAAAUGGCCUAAUCCCCAUUUUGACAUACAAAAGUGCAGCAAAAGACGAGCAAAUAAAUGCGGAACAUUUAAGAUUGGCACAUAUGCUUGGCUGGUGUUUUGAAAUGAUGCUGUGGUUCAUACUCAUGACCGAUGACAUAUUGGACAAAAGCACAAGACGUCGUGGUCAAUUGUGUUGGCAUAAGUUGGAGGAGGUCGGUCUCUCCGCCAUAAAUGAUGCAAUCCUGAUAGAGAAUGGAAUUUAUGAGCUUCUCAAGAAACAUUUCCGCCACUUAGAUUGCUAUGUUGAUCUUCUCGAAUUGUUUCAUCAAAACACUUUUAAAUGUUUAUGUGGGCAAUCAUUAGAUUUGCUUCUCACUAAAAGGAAUGUGACUACCUUCAAUAUGGAGACGUAUGAUUCGCUAGUGUUGAAUAAGACUUCCUGUCAUUUUUUUUAUUUGCCUGUUUUUGCAGGGCUUCAUUUGGCAGGAGUUAAAGAUAAGCACGUUUUCGAUGAAUCCCAAAGCAUUUUAUUUGACUUGGGUCAUUAUUCGCAAGUUCAAAAUGAUUUUCAUGACUGUUUCGGUGAAUAUGAAUUCACUGGCAAAAUCGGCACAGAUAUUGAAACUAACAAAUGCUCCUGGUUGGCGGUGAAAUGUAUGGAACUGGCAAACCCACAACAAAAGUCUAUUAUGGCAGACUGUUAUGGGCAUAAUGAUCCUCAGAAGAUAGCGCGCGUUAAGCAAGUUUACGAAGAAUUGGAUAUGCUCAAUAUUUAUGCCAAAUAUGAGGAAGAGACAUGCAACCGUAUUCUUAUGAAUAUCCAAAAUACAUCAGAUGCAGUUCCGCGAGAGAUUUUGACAGAAAUUCUUUGUCAAAUUUAUGACAAUGAUUAUGAAAUUAAGUAAAGACGGGUACCACAAAAGAACAAAUAAGCAAAGAAAUUAGCUACUUGGGAACUAAUUUACGGUUUUGUGGUACUAAUAGUUUAAAAUUAUUUUCCGGACCAUCUUGAG
Messenger RNA from Bactrocera neohumeralis, 3073 nucleotides. RefSeq lists its product as uncharacterized. The transcript is spliced from 15 exons. Gene Ontology annotation, cellular component: cytoplasm. NCBI's taxonomy places the organism in Eukaryota, Metazoa, Arthropoda, Insecta, Diptera, Tephritidae. Gene Ontology annotation, molecular function: (2E,6E)-farnesyl diphosphate synthase activity; dimethylallyltranstransferase activity. Bases 425 to 2965 code for a protein of 846 amino acids. Gene Ontology annotation, biological process: trans, trans-farnesyl diphosphate biosynthetic process. The record is from RefSeq and is a predicted model, not a curated record.